This is a messenger RNA of Rhopilema esculentum, 3121 nucleotides long. RefSeq lists its product as uncharacterized. NCBI's taxonomy places the organism in Eukaryota, Metazoa, Cnidaria, Scyphozoa, Rhizostomeae, Rhizostomatidae. The record is from RefSeq and is a predicted model, not a curated record.
GGCCUAGCUUUUCAUUCGCCAGGAAACAGGAUCAGUAUUGCACGAUAUUGGAAAAAAAACUAAUUUUCGACAAAGGCAAUGUAACAGACUUAUUCAAGAAAAUAAUCGAAGGUCUGAAUUAUUUGACCUUUAGGAAAGGUCUCGGGCAUUUCUAUUAUGUUGCAGCUGGUACCUGCAGAGUUAGGCCUCUUGCAUUAAUGUCUAGUGCCCCUUAUUGAAUUAACCUAAUUAAGAAACAAAUAGGCCAGGUCAGUAUAUGAGAGAAUAAUUAUUCUUUCUAUUAAAGGAGCGUGAGGAAAUUAGCCUAAUUAUCGAUGGACUUGUACUCAAAAUUAAUAGAAAAUUGAGAAGCGUAAACAUUUCAGCUGCACAAAUAGAAGAUAUAAACAAAACAUUCAGGCCUACCCAGAGAAAGAGGACGAAUCUGCGGAUUUUCAAGCUACAAGCAAUGUUUACUGAGUUCUUUAUAUCAUUAACGAGGCCUUUAAAGCCUGCGCCAGAGAUAGUUAGUUAAUGCUAAGCUCUGGCUGUCCAGUAACGUUGCUAAAAUGCACAAUGAAACACUGAGGCGAUGUUACCUCUACAUGGUGCUAGUCGCAAUAAUAUGUUUAGUAACACUGCUGUACACGACAAGGAUCGUCAACCUGAGUAAUUUAGAAAGGCUUAAUGCGAUAUGUGCUUCCAAGCUCAACAUUAACGCAUGGCUGGAGAAGAUAUCUAAUAAGCAAGACCUUACCAAUAUGAAGUUAUAUGAAGGAGAGGAUGAACGGCACUCUUUGGAGUUCUUGAGAAAUUAUAAACUAUUGCAGAAAAAAAGAAAUUUGUACCCAUUCUCUGUUCAAAGAUUGAAACCAAAAGAGCUCCUUGUAAGUGAGCCGUUGACUGGAGUUCAAAGUAGACCAUCUAAAAGCAGUGAACCGAAAGAGAUGCCAAGCGAAGAAUCGAAAAGUUUAAUUGAGAAUAAGGAAGAACUGCUAGAUAAUUUCUCCGUAGAAAUUGCUGUAGAGAAACUAGAAAAGGACGAAGAGAAAAGAACAGUGAUUUCUCAGGAUACUACAGUUCAUUCAGAUUUAGCAAUGUCUGAGAAUAAUCUACAAAGCACACCACUUAAUUACAGAAAAUAUGGAGAAGAGUGGUUAAUGACAAAGGAUGAGCUGAAAUUGCUUAGAAAUUGGUGUGUAGAACGCGAUUACAGAAUUAAUUGGAAGAGAAUACUCGAGCCAUGCAAGGACAAUACUGUCUGGUCUCCUUACAAACCGCAUUGGAAACCAAGUGAAAUAACAACAGCUGCAUAUAGCUAUAUUUUUGAUACUGACAUACGACCAUCUGGGCAAUACAGUACCUUUUUUAUCCAAUCAGUGACACAAGACGGUACAAAGAAGACCGUUGGUGGUGACAGUUGGAGAAUACAUAUCAGAGGGAGAGCUAAUGUCCCUGUUACUGUGAUAGAUCAUGGUAAUGGGGCCUAUGAAGUGUUUUUUCUCAUAACUGAGCCAGGAAAAUAUGAAGCAGAAGUAUUCCUCGACUAUACAUUAUGCGAUGGAAUGAAGGAUCCUCCUGUGGACUGGUUUAUCAAAGGCAACGUCCAAGGGAAGUACCAGCAUCCUGACUCUUUGCCUGGAACCGAGCAUCCUUAUCUCCUUGAGAAUUUCCCAAGAGGAGUCAAUUUCACUGUCGAUGCAACUGAUGUAUCAGUUUUUGAAGAAAUGAGGGAGAAUGGAGUUUUGGAAAAGUAUUGCCCGAAUCCCUCUUGCAUGAUUUGGGAUGGAUAUGGGACUUGGGUUGACAGCAUUUGGAAGGAGCAUCUUUCAGCACGGAAGGAACGCGACUCCACCGAUCACAGAGAUGGAACACUUUGGAUAUAUGGUGACUCAGUCGGAGAUUUAUUCUAUAAGUCUAUAGCCAAGAGGGCUCUUUGCCACGAAGUAUUUGACCAUUGCAAUCAUACUUAUAACUGGGUUUAUGCUCUGCAAAACAUGAACAUUACCCAGGCAAAAGCUGAAUGGGACAAUAAGGACUUUAGCAUAGACAGAAUCAUCUCAGAACUAGAUGAUGUUUUGAGCGACCCAUCCAUGAACGAUCAUAGUGUCAUUAUUAUAAACAUGGGAUUACAUUAUGUGCAAGGAGUUAAUUUUUCUAGCUAUAGAAAACUUAUAGAGAGAGUUAUUGACCUACUCCAGACGCAUAAUAACUCACCACAAGGCUUUCAUGGGAAGGCUAUUUGGAAAACAACAACAGCGCUAUUUAAAGAAAGAUAUGGCGAUCCAAAGACAGGUGCUAGACAUGCGAAAGGGCUUCGAUUUUUGACAGUCCCGCGCCUUCAAAUGUUCAAUGCUUUUGCAACAUCGACCAUGUGUAACAAUGGCAUUGAUAUCCUUGAUGUGUACCCAAUGAGUGACUCGUACCCAGAAGGCACUGGUGGCGUGAAGAAACCGUGGGAUGCUGUACACUACAACGCUGCGGCUUUUAGAUCUGUGGAGGAUCUACUGGAAGAAUACCUUGGGUAGUCUCGUAAAUUAGUCACCUGGAUAGUACAGGUUAUAUCCCCCUAGUGAUUCCUGGAAAAUGGAUUUCAAGACAAUGUUUCCAAGAAAAAUAGAGCAGUAUUCUACACUGCAUUGGUGCCAACGGUUCCUUGUAUCCGCGUAUUCCUGAAAAUUUCUAGCUUCGUGAAGAAAUUUGUGCUGCCUAGCUCUUAAACAUCAAGAAUAUAAGAAAUACAGUGAAUUUUCUUAUAGUUAGAUGCAGUGAGACAGUAUACUGUCUUCCCGGUAAAAACGACGUUGAUAUUUGCAAAGCCUACGCCGUCCUGUUCACGUAGGGUGCGUCUGGGACUGAUAGUGAUGAACUUGAUGACUGGUUUAGCUUUAUUUGGAAUAGCCUCUAUUUGAACUGUUUAUGCUUCUAGAUGAAGUGAAUUCUAUGCCAGUGGUUGACCUAAGCGCACACGUUUCCUCGUAUGCGGCUUAAGAUACAAGCAUUUUAGAAGAUAUCUGUGCUGAUAUCAUUGCACGCGAGUGAAUGACGUAUUUACUAGUAUUAAAAAGACAUAAACAUUUUUUAUUUGUCAUUCAUAAUGCAAUGUACUUUAGGACUUCUUGGAUCGUAGAUAUAAAAUACU